Amphibalanus amphitrite is the source of this 3659-nucleotide messenger RNA. RefSeq names its product A disintegrin and metalloproteinase with thrombospondin motifs adt-2-like. Bases 372 to 3647 code for a protein of 1091 amino acids. Gene Ontology annotation, molecular function: metalloendopeptidase activity. The transcript has 14 exons. Gene Ontology annotation, cellular component: extracellular matrix. NCBI's taxonomy places the organism in Eukaryota, Metazoa, Arthropoda, Thecostraca, Balanomorpha, Balanidae. The record is from RefSeq and is a predicted model, not a curated record. Gene Ontology annotation, biological process: extracellular matrix organization; proteolysis.
CGGCCCCGUCCAGCCAGCUGCAGUCCGCCGCCCGGCAGAGGCAGCUCGCGGCUCGCAGGCGCGCCACGUACACACCACGUGCCACGUGCGGCGCGAGCGCGCUAUGAGUGCACGUGCCGGCGGCGGACGGACGACACUGGUGGCGACGGCACGUGACCCGCGGACGGCGCCGUGAGUGGAGCCCGCUCUCCGUGAGUCGUGAGUGGGUCGUGACCGGUGACCUGCGCUCCGUGACCUGUGCUGCGUGACCUCGCUCCGUGACCUAAGCUCAGUGACCUACGCUCGGUGACCUGCGCCGGCUGUGUGAGCGGGCUCCUGCGGUCGAGGCGGUGACCUGCGCUCACGUCUGUCGCCCGGAAGUCACGUACAGGAUGGCACCGAGGAUGGUUACAACCGUCAUCGUACUGGUGCUCGUGGCACUAACCGCCAGGGCAGAGAUCCUGCGCGACCUUCACCGGCACAUGACCGAUGCGGAGUGGCGCCACUUCCUGGGCACGGCUGACUCCGAGUAUGAGGUCAUCUUCAUCAACGACCGAGGCCCGCGCGGCGGCAUUCACAAGAGGGACGUCAGCGGUCAGCAGCAGGAGGAGGACCUCGUCUUUGAGGCCUUCGGAAAGCCGUACAGUUUGCGGCUGGAGCCGAACCGUCACCUGCUGACCGAGGCCAGCACCGUGGUCACCCGGCUGGGCGGCAACUCGAGCCGGCAGCUGGACGUUGGAGCGGGCAGCUGCCACUUUCUGCACGCGGGCACCGAGCUGACGGCGGCCGUCAGCCGCUGCCGAGACGGACAGCUGCGCGGUUUUGUCUCAGACGGUGAGAUGCUGCUCGACAUCGCACCUCUCACACCGCGGCUCAAGGAGCUGGUGCACACUCACAGCAAGAGGUCCACGACCUCUGUCGGCUUCCCCCACCUGGCCCGCCGCGCCAAGGCCACUGAAAUCGACUCCUUCGUCCACAGCAUCAACAUCCAGAACGACUUCGUCUUCCCGCACGAGAUAAACACCGACGACUUCGAUGACGACGAUGAUAUCGUUACGCUAGAAGACGGCACGAGGGUAUUGCAAACGGCGGCGGCGGCCCUGGAGGAGGACCGCCUGCCCACCCGGGACGGGCGCAGAAUGAUCGAACUCGGCCUCUACGUCGACAAGGCCGCCAGAGAAACGUUCCUGCCCUUCUUCGACAACGACAUGAACGCCUUCGUCGACUUCAUCCUGGGCUUCAUAAACCAGAUUCAGGCGCUAUACUAUCUGCCCAGUCUGGGCACCAAGGUGGACAUCAGCAUCAACUACCUGGAGAUAAUGGAGACGCAGCAGAUCAGCCACUACGACGGGGAGCGGGCGCAGCUGCUCACCUCUUUCUGUCGCUACAACGCCGGCAGGAACAAGAAGGCGCCCGGCAAAAACACCUGGGACAUGGGACUCUACCUCUCCGGUCUGGAUUUCUUCGAGCAGCUGAAGGGCCGCCGGUCCCCAGUGACCAUGGGUCUGGCCGUCAUCGCCGGCGUCUGCUCCCCGAAAUACUCGUGCGUCAUCGGGGAGCUCGGCACCACCAACAGCCAGGGCAAACCGUACCCGUCUGCCGGCUUCACGUCCGCCUACAUCAUGGCUCACGAGAUCGGCCACAACCUGGGCAUGUUCCACGACGGUCAGCAGAACGCGUGCGCCAAGGACGGCUUCAUCAUGUCGCCGAGUCGUGGUGUGAAGGGGGAGACGACGUGGUCCUCCUGCAGUCGCGACACACUGCGGGGCCUGCCUCAGAACUGUCUGAACGACCUACCGCGGAAGAGCGCCGUGCAGAACCACCGCAUUUUCCGCGAGCUGCCCGGCCAGGUGUACGAUGCGUUCGACCAGUGCCAGCUGCUGCUGAAGGACAAGGACGCCAGUGUGUACAGCACCCAGGACCUGUAUGACGUGUGUGAACGGGUCAAGUGCAAGUCUCCGAACCGGAUCGGCUACUACUACGCGGGGCCGGCACUGGAGGGCACCUUCUGCGGCCGCGAGAGGUGGUGCAUCAGCGGCAGCUGCCGUGCAUGGUCGACGCCAGCGCCACCUAUCAUCCAGGGCGGCUGGAGCAGCUGGAACGUCUCAUCUUGCACCUCCGGAUGCAUCGAAAAGGCCACCGGCGUGGCGAUCUCGCGGCGGCGCUGCGACAACCCGAAGCCGCUGAACACAGAGCGCCGCUGCUCGGGCUCCAGCACCAACACCCAGUUCUGCGAGGACCGCGACAUCUGCCCCUACCGGCUCUCCGUCACACAGUACGCCUCGCAAAAGUGCCGCGAGCUCAGUCAGAUCGUCAAGGACAUCCGACCCGACGGCGAGGGCACUCAGGUGCCGCACUCUGACAGGAAGCCGUGGAGCGCGUGCUCCAUCUACUGCCGUCUGGACUCUGGCACGUGGUACACCCCUCGUCAGGACCUCAAUGACCAGGGGAUCAGCGCCUACUUCCCGGACGGCACCUGGUGUCACAACGACGGCCAGCGCGACUACUUCUGUCAGCUCAACGAGUGUAAACCCAAGGUGGCCGACCCGCCGCUGCCGGCUCGAGCCGCCGAGCCGGUCCCGCCCACCACCACCACCACACCCUUCUACCGGCCGGCGCCACGGCCCGACCCGACCACCCGCCGGCCUGCGCCGCGGCCCGACCCCACAACCCGCCGACCGGAGCCGUUCCGGAGCGACCGGGACAGCUUCGGGUCCAACCCCCGACCGGUACCGGCGAGCACCGAACGGCCACGACCGGUGGCCGGCCCGCCGCGCCCUACCGACACCUACCGGUCACAGGGGGAGGCUGAGAGAGACAGGUGGCAGCACCAGGAGCUGUCUGCGUCUCCGACUCGGUUUCCACCGAGGCCAAACCCGGCCGAUUGGCCGCCGCACAACAAUGCUAUUCACGGCGGAUUCGGCAACAAUAACAGGCCUCCGAGCAGCCCCUUCGGCAAUAACAACGGCCUCAGCAAUCCGUUCAGCAGCCCCGGUAACGCGCUGGGGCGGCCGAAGGAGGAGCUGCCCACCGGCGGGGGCGGCUGGUUCUUCAGCAGCGACCGGCCGGCCAGCACGGAGCGGCCGCUGCUGCCGUGGCUGUUCGGCGCCGUACCGCCGCGGCCCACCGAGGCGGCGCCCUCGGGCCGCUGGUUCUUCCCAGACGCGCUGCCGGUGGCCAGUACGACUGAGGCGAGCUGGCUGUUCGGCGGUGACCCCAGCCGGAUCCUGGACGGCGACUGGGCCGGAUCCCGGCUCCGCAGCCGCUCCACGGGGCCCGCCUGGGGCCGCGAGUCCCGCCGGCUGCUCGGCGAGCGCGCCGCCUGGUCAGGGAGCGCGCCGCAGGGCCAGCGGGGCGGCGGCGGCCGCAUCCGGUGGCCUGACGAGUCGCCGGAGCGGCCGGACCCUCGGCGGCGGGCUGACCUGGCGCGGCGCGACCCGGCGAGACAGGUGCCCCGGCAGCAGCGGCAGGCGCCGGAGACCGGCGGUGCCACCGGGGUGCGGUGGCCGGAGGGCGGUGAGUCGGCUCGGUGGCGGGUGCGGCCCACCAUGCCCACCCUGCCGCCGCCGACGGCACAGCGCCGGGCGGACGAGUCGGCCGCAGCGGGAGGCGGACUUCUGGCCAGCGUGACCGGCCUCUGGUGUCGGUUCGUCGGCACCUGCGACUGAGCGCCGCCGGAA